Molecule: messenger RNA, 2255 nt
Organism: Trifolium pratense (red clover)
Lineage: Eukaryota; Viridiplantae; Streptophyta; Magnoliopsida; Fabales; Fabaceae
Product: phosphatidylinositol/phosphatidylcholine transfer protein SFH12-like
Exons: 15
Coding region: 210-1688 (492 amino acids)
Source: RefSeq, a predicted model, not a curated record
CUUUUCAUUUGGAAAUAAUCUUUUUCCUUUCAUUCAUCCUAAUUUGCUUUCUUCUUUUUCCACACAAUUUAAUGUAAGAUAUCAAAUGCAGGGCAUUUGGGAGUGUUUGUAGUUUUUUGCCCUGCAUGAUAUGAGUGCUUGAUUCUUCUAUUCUUAGCUUCAACUCCUCCACAUAACAAGCAGCAAAAUCAAUCAACCGUAACGAUCCCAUGUCAGGAGGACCUCCUUCAGCUUCUGGGAAUGGUUCUUUUAAACAAAAACUCAGGAGUUCUUUGUCAAGAAAAGGUAGGCGUAGUAGUAAGGUCAUGUCUGUUGAAAUCGAGGAUGUUCACGAUGCUGAGGAGUUGAAAGCCGUUGAAGAGUUUCGUCAAGUUCUUGUAGCGGAAGACCUCCUCCCUGCAAAACAUGAUGACUAUCAUAUGAUGCUUAGAUUCCUAAAGGCUAGGAAAUUUGAGAUUGAUAAAUCAAAGCUGAUGUGGUCUGAUAUGUUGAAAUGGAGGAAAGAAUUUGGUGCUGACACUAUUGGGGAGGAAUUUGAAUUCAAUGAAAUUGAUGAAGUAAUGCAAUAUUAUCCACAUGGACAUCAUGGAGUAGACAAAGAUGGACGACCUGUGUACAUAGAAAGAUUAGGACUAGUCGAUGCGACUAAGAUGAUGCAAGUCACAACCAUGGAUCGCUAUAUAAAAUACCAUGUAAAGGAGUUUGAGAGGACAUUCGAUGUAAAGUUUGCUGCUUGUUCAAUUGCUGCCAAGAAGCACAUCGAUCAAAGUACGACUAUCCUGGAUGUGGAGGGAGUGGGGCUUAAAAGCUUCAGCAAACAUGCUAGGGAACUUGUUACUCGCAUUCAAAAGGUCGACGGAGACAACUAUCCAGAGACCUUGAAUCGCAUGUUCAUCAUCAAUGCAGGUUCUGGAUUUAGAAUAUUGUGGAACACUGUAAAAUCCUUCCUUGAUCCAAAGACCACAGCAAAAAUCAAUGUUCUUGGCAACAAGUAUGAUACUAAGUUGCUUGAAAUAAUUGAUGCAAGUGAGUUACCCGAGUUUUUAGGAGGUACAUGUAAAUGUGCUGAUGAAGGAGGAUGUAUGCGUUCGGAUAAGGGACCAUGGAAAGAUGCCGAAAUAAUGAAGUUGGUUCAGAUUGGUGCUCACAAAUGUUCAAAAAAAUCUGCGUCUCAGAUUGAGGAAGAAGAGAAAACAAAUUCUGAGGACCCAAAGACUCCAAAGACUCCCAAGACUCCAAAGACUCCAAAGACUCCCAAGACUCCCAAGUUGGAGGCAAAUGUCACCGCAGAAGCUUCUCCAGUUUGCGAAGAGGUCCCUGCUGCUAAAGCUUCUAAGCAAGAGGAUGUAACCCCGGCGGUGGUUGAUAAAAAACCUUCUCAUAAAAAAGUUGAGGAUAAAAAAGUUGAGGAGAGUGACCCAAUGGCAACAUCAAAAGAGUUUGUGACUGUCAUGAAACGCAUGGCUGAGUUGGAAGAUAAAAUGUCAAACAUUAAUCAUCAGCCUGCAUUAAUGCCACCUGAGAAGGAGGAAAUGCUAAAUAAUACUAUCAGUCGAGCUGAUUUAUUGGAAAAAGAACUCCAGGCCACGAAGAAGGCUUUAGAGGAUUCACUGGCUAAACAAGAGGAGAUUUCGGCUUAUGUUGAGAAUAAAAAGCAGAAUAAAAGAACGUGUUUUUGUCUAUGGUAAGUUAAAAAUGUGGAUGCUCAACAAAGCAUAUGAUGUCCAGAGAUUAGCAAGGGAUUGACUUCCACAUUCUGCCUUUCAUGAGACUUCCCAAAUGCCCUUUUACAUAAAUAUUCCAACCAACAACAUGUUAACUUGUAAACUUACAAAACUUUGACAAGAAGAAAAGGAUAUGCUCAAUAUAUGAUUUAUGCAAAUCAGAAUUUUUGUGUUUAUUAGGGUAAGAUUAAUUGAUUUCUAUGUAGUAUAUAUAGGAGCUAUGCACAUUAUGCAAAGCAGUUCUAUAUUAUGUACACAGGAAUCAAUAUCUUGUGUACAAAAUUAGAGAGUAUGUUUUUAUUUAUGUGAAAAUUUUACUCACACAAAAGAGCUAUCCUUUUUGUCAAAGAAAAAAAAAGGCAUCAGUACUAUAUGGAGGAAUAGUUGAAAAAGACAUCAUGGUGAACUAUUCUCUUGCCCUCUUAAUAAUGAAAAUAUAAUAUUUUAACAACAAAAAAAUGUAUUUUUAGAAUUAAUUUUUCUCUUUUUAGUUUUUUUAUUAGAAUGUUAUGGAGAUACAAAAUAGAUGAA